GCUGCUUCAGGAACCCUGCUCAGAAUGACACUGGGAAGGGAGGUGGCAUCUCCUCUUCAGGCUGUGUCUUCCUACACCGCCACUGGCAGGAACGUUCUAAGAUGGGACCUUUCUCCAGAGCAGAUAAAGACCAGGACAGAGGAGCUCAUCUCACAGACGAAGCAGGUGUACGACACCGUGGGGACAGUGGACCUAAAGGAAGUGACUUACGAGAACUGCUUGCAGAUGCUGGCUGACGUGGAAGUGAAAUACAUAGUGGAGAGAACCAUGCUGGACUUCCCUCAGCACGUGUCACCUGACAGAGAAGUGCGGGCUGCCAGCACAGAAGCAGACAAAAGGCUUUCUCGAUUUGACAUCGAGAUGAGCAUGAGAGAAGAUGUAUUUCAGAGAAUUGUCCGUUUACACGAAAUUUGCGACUUGGAGAAGAUAAAGCCUGAGGCCAGGCGAUACUUGGAAAAAUCAAUUAAAAUGGGGAAAAGGAAUGGUUUGCAUCUUUCAGAGCAAGUGAGAAAUGAAAUCAAAUCAAUGAAGAAAAGAAUGAGCGAGCUGUGCAUCGACUUCAACAAAAACCUCAACGAGGAUGAUACUUCCCUUGUAUUUUCCAAGGCUGAACUUGGUGCUCUUCCUGAUGACUUCAUUGACAGUUUAGAAAGAACAGAUGACGACGGGUACAAAGUUACCUUAAAGUACCCCCACUACUUUCCCGUCAUGAAGAAAUGCUGUGUCCCCGAAACACGAAGGAAGAUGGAGAUGGCUUUUCAUACACGGUGCAGACAGGAAAACACCGUAAUUCUGCAACAGCUCCUCCCACUGCGAGCACAAGUGGCCAGACUGCUGGGCUAUAACACCCAUGCUGACUUUGUCCUUGAACUGAACACUGCAAAGAGCACAAGCCGUGUGUCAGCCUUCCUAGAUGACUUAAGCCAGAAAUUAAAGCCCUUGGGUGAGGCAGAACGGGAGUUUAUUUUGAGCCUGAAGAAGAAGGAGUGUGAAGAGCGGGGUUUGGAAUACGACGGGAAAAUCAACGCAUGGGACCUACAUUACUACAUGACACAGACAGAGGAGCUCCAGUACUCGGUGGACCAGGAGUCCCUCAAGGAGUACUUCCCCAUCGAGGUGGUCACCGAGGGCUUGCUAAGCAUCUACCAGGAGUUGUUGGGACUUUCAUUUGAGCAAGUGGCCGAUGCUCAUGUGUGGAGUAAGAGCGUUUCACUUUACACUGUGAAGGAUAAAAGUACUGGAGAAGUGCUGGGACAGUUCUACCUGGACCUCUAUCCGAGGGAAGGAAAAUACAAUCAUGCAGCCUGCUUUGGCCUCCAGCCAGGCUGCCUUCUCCCCGAUGGCAGCCGGAUGAUGUCUGUGGCCGCCCUGGUGGUCAACUUCUCGCAGCCUGUAGCAGGCCGACCCUCUCUGCUGAGACACGACGAGGUGCGGACAUACUUCCAUGAGUUCGGUCACGUCAUGCAUCAGAUUUGCGCACAGACUGACUUUGCACGAUUUAGUGGAACAAAUGUGGAAACUGACUUUGUAGAGGUACCAUCGCAAAUGCUUGAAAACUGGGUGUGGGACACUGAUUCCCUCCGGAAAUUGUCAAAACAUUAUAAAGAUGGAAGCCCUAUCACAGAUGACGUGCUGGAGAAGCUCGUUGCUUCUAGGCUGGUCAACACAGGUCUCCUGACACUGCGCCAGAUUGUUUUGAGCAAAGUUGAUCAGUCUCUCCAUACCGAUGCGUCGCUGGAUGCCUCGAGUGAAUAUGCCAAAUACUGCGCAGAAAUUCUGGGAGUUGCAGCUACGCCAGGCACAAAUAUGCCAGCUACUUUUGGACAUUUGGCAGGAGGGUACGAUGGCCAAUAUUAUGGAUAUCUUUGGAGUGAAGUCUUUUCCAUGGACAUGUUUCACAGCUGUUUUAAAAAAAAAGGGAUCAUGAAUCCAGAGGUUGGAAUGAAAUACAGAAACCUAAUCCUGAAGCCUGGGGGGUCUCUGGACGGCAUGGACAUGCUCCAGAACUUCUUGCAACGUGAGCCAAACCAAAAAGCAUUUCUAAUGAGUCGAGGCCUGAGUGCUUCGUGAACCGGGGACCCUGAGAGCCGUGCGUGACUGGAGGAAGAGCCAACGCCGCCGUGUGCUGCUGGCCUGGAGACUGGAGGGAGUUUUACAAAUGAACAGUUAGAUUUCUAUUGAUUUGCUUUUGUUUUUUUAAUUUUAAGAAUUAUACAGAUGUAAAUGGAUUUAUAAAUACUGUGACCUAAGAAAAGACCCACUAAAAAUAAUUGUACUAUAAAAUUUCAUAAAAACAGAUUUGAUUUCUUUUGAUAAAAGUUUCAUAUGAAUAUAAUUUGAUUUUUUUACUAUUAUAAUCUAGAUAAUAUAAUGUAAGAGGGCUAAGAAUUUUUAAACUGAAUCACAUACAUGAUAUAAUUUGAUCCUUUUAUAUCUUGAAGUUUUAUACUUGAGAUUUCUGGGCUGAUAAAUGAAUCAUCACAUUCUCUCUGGUAAAUAUUUUCUCAGAGCCUUGGUCACCUUUGACCCUCUGCCUCACAGCUAAGUGAAACUUUUUGCCUUUGCCGGCAAGUGUCACGGCCAGUGGAAUACACCUCAGUCUUUUAUACAGUGGCUUCGUGAUUCUCAGCUUUCUAACUUAAUCAUGGUCCCCCACUUAGAUUUGGGUUGGGUUUUUGGUU
Messenger RNA from Acomys russatus (golden spiny mouse), 2681 nucleotides. It is a transcript of the gene Nln, whose product is annotated as neurolysin. NCBI's taxonomy places the organism in Eukaryota, Metazoa, Chordata, Mammalia, Rodentia, Muridae. The transcript is spliced from 12 exons. The record is from RefSeq and is a predicted model, not a curated record. The coding region runs from base 25 to 2070 and encodes 681 amino acids. Gene Ontology annotation, biological process: proteolysis; peptide metabolic process. Gene Ontology annotation, cellular component: mitochondrial intermembrane space. Gene Ontology annotation, molecular function: metalloendopeptidase activity.